This is a messenger RNA of Phaeodactylum tricornutum CCAP 1055/1, 1723 nucleotides long. RefSeq lists its product with no specific name. NCBI's taxonomy places the organism in Eukaryota, Bacillariophyta, Bacillariophyceae, Surirellales, Neidiaceae. The transcript has 2 exons. The coding region runs from base 30 to 1616 and encodes 528 amino acids. The record is from RefSeq and is a predicted model, not a curated record.
CUACCCGAAAGUGGGAGAGCCACAGCACCAUGAUGAUGUCGAAGCAGCACCAUCAGCUGAAAGACAUUGCCGUACCACACGACCAUGACGUACUGUCAGGGAGAGGCAAUUUCGUUAAUUAUCACGCCGGCAACGAGUUUUUCCGUGCGCUUGUCCGAAAACAUAAGGUUGCAUACGUUGCGUGUCCCAAGCCUCAAAAGGGCAAGUUUUCUCGCAUGAUUCUGGACGAAAUUAGGUGCCUUAAUCCCCCGGGACGAUUCCUGAAGCAGGACUCUGUUUCAAAAAUGUGGUACGAUAUUGGGGAAAAGAAAGCUCUAGAUAAAACGAGACAAGCCUUGAGAGAAGGAGCACCGGAAAUCAUGAAGGAGAUUGGGGACGACGAGAGCAGCGAAAACCCUGCCUCGUCCCCCCUUUCUCGUGAAACCACGCCAAAGGUGUCUAUGUCACACGAUCAGGCACCACCUCCUCCGCCCCCGAUGUACAACAGCACGCCUCCUAUGAACAACCGAUCAUCCCGCUUCGGAAAUGGAUACGAACACUACACUCCAGCUGCCGCGCCUGCGUUGUCUGCACCUACAGGGCUUUCCCACUGCCCUACAGAAGGCACCCGUUCAACUGCGAUGAGGCAUCCGGGCCAAAUGAUGCUUCAUCAACAAAUGCAACACUACCAGCAAAGCAAUAUGAGAAACAAUCUAUUUUCGACGCAAACCAUGGCAGGACAGCAGGGCAAUCCUCAACAUACCGUAUCUAGACCCUUGCCACAUAACCAUAUGCCAACCGAAGGUUUUCAUCAGCAAGAACAAGAACAAAGCCACAGAAAUCAUCAUCUUCAUAUCAACACUGUACGACAAGUUACUGAAUGCGGGCCGAAUCUACAGGGACGCAUGGGAGAUAGUAGUAUUCAUUGCCAUGAGUAUUUAGCUAACGGGAGAGAAACUUUUGACAGCAAAAUUUCGUUUGAUGAUUUCCUGGAGCCUCGGCCUAUUUUUUCUGGUCAUGUCCAACAGCGGCAGCAACAUCAACAGGACCAAAUACAGCUGAACGAGUUUCAGCAGCGACAAGAAGAGCAGCAUAUUCAGCCACCACAACUUCCAUUACGACCGCAUCCGUUAAAAGAGAUUUAUUCGAAGCUUUACGAGGAAUUACCAGAAAGCCUAGGUCCUUUGCCCAACUGCAAAAGGCAAGUGCGAAAAGGUCUCGAACGAGACAAUAGUGAAAAGAGUAUACAAGUUGACAGUAUUUUUCAGGAGAUGAAGCACUCCGAAUCUGCCGGACAAGUAAAUGGCGGAGCUUCGGCCCAAAAUUUAUCUAUUAUGAGCUUGUCUAUUGGUGAUAUGAAUGUAACUUCAGAGCCAACAAAUGCAGAUAGUUUGGCGGCUAUGCUGAAUAGCUCACUGCGCGUGGGAUCUCGGAAAACAGGUCGUCAAAGUGGUAGCGUUGGUGAAGCGAACAACUCUGACCUGGCACAUGUGAUGGACAUGAGCGUGGCCACACUCGGUGACCGUCUUUCGGACUUUGGAGAUACGAGUUUACCGCGGAUGUCGGAGUCACAAUCAAACAUGUCUUUCGUAAACGUUUUUGAAGAAACCGAAAAGGAUCUGUUUGCUGGAAGGUAGUUGCUAUCGGGAUCCAGGUUUACGAUUGUGGCACUGUCCGGUCAAUCGGAAUUUUCACAAACAUUAUCGCAUUAGUGGGGUGUAAUUAAUCGUGACUUUUUGCCUAC